AACACUGCGAGCACUCACUUGACCAAAAUAUUGGCUACAGUAUAGAAGUAUCGAUGUAAUCAGAUUCUCAAUCGAAAUUAUUAGCGCUGAAUGUUAUAGCUAUCGAAGUAUUCAACGUGCACUCUCCCUCUUAAAAAAUGCAACAUUCAAAAGCUAUUUCAGCAGCAAAUCGUCACCUCCAAAAGCCAGGCCAGAGCAAUCGAUGGAGCAGUCAUCCAACCUCGGCCAACCAAUUGAGCUGAACCUGAUUGGCUGGCGAUGGACCUUAAAGUGACGCUUUGUUGCUCAAUUUGAUGCAAAAUAAGAUUCAGUGUUAGUCACUCCGUUUCGUGGUGGUCAAGGAAUGAAUUUGACGCAGCAUGAGGGUCCUGGUUCAGCCGCAUUCCUAGGACCCGAGGCGACGCUGUCGGGCCCCCGCGCUUGUGUUGACGGGUCCACUCGAAUGGGGGGCUGCUGCUUUCGUCCUCAGCGUCCCUCUGGCAGUGCAGAGGAGCGAAGCGGUUUGCUAAAUGAUGACACCAAGGCCGCUUCGCCCACGGCCCACUUGGCAGGAACGGUAGGGGGUACGUGUGCCCCCCAAGGAGACAACAACAUAAGGAAGAUGACUGACACAGUGCCAUUAAAAGUGGAGGACACUGAUGUCGUGCAGUUGAAGCUUCCCAAAUCAGAUGUGUCUGAGUAUGUGGUCGCGCGGGAAAAUGGAUCCUUACUGGGGGAAGCCGCGCACGUGUCCGACAAAGCCGCACUCGAACACGGCAUCACCAGAGAAGAAAGUCUGGAGACUUUUCUGGACAAGAGCAGCUCAUCUGUCCUCCCACAGGAAGUGGACUCUCAAUGGGAAUAUGGUGACCGGUGUCCGGCCUCAUCCGUUCCGGUUCGAAAGCAAGAUGGCACCCCACAAGAAGCGCAAAUGUACGCAGACAUGUCUGAUGUUUGCCGCCAUGAUGACGAGGGCGACGUGAACUCUAAAGUUGCAAAUGGCUGCACGAUGGUGACGGAGCUUUGUUUGAACGAGGACGACGCGCCAUCUUCAGCCCACACUCAGGAGGCAACCAUGACCACAAUGUGUCAGGAGUACACGUCCGAGCCCAGCUGCUUAGUGAAUGAGGGCUCGGAAGAUGGCGAGUGUUCAACCUUAAUAUCUGGCCAGGACGAAAAAGGCCAUGAUGCACGUGCACAGCCCACAGAAGCAAAGCUGGGCGGUGAGGAGGAGAAACGGCCUGUACACUUUAACGAUGUGGAGACGCUGACGGCCACGCCUGAAGUCACCAGCAGCCUGCACGGAACGAAGGAAAACCAGCAGGAAAACAUCGUCCAGCAUGUUGCAGACGAUCAAGACGGCGGCUGCCCCGCAGCCACAGAGAAUGACAAGAACGUGGAAACGAUGGAGGAUGAGGAGCUAUCAGAAGAAACGCCACAAGUGCUUCGUGAAGAAGUCGGACCCGCUGAAGGCAGUUUGAGGAGCAGUGACGAAGAUCUGUACCGAGGAGAAGGGGAGUCUCCCAAUAACGCACAAGCGGCGCCCUUAGAGAGCAGCCCACUGGAGGCCAGAUGCAGUUUGGGCCCGGCGAUGGACAUUUUGUCUUAUAGCGAGCGAGAGUGGAGAGGCAACACGGCCAAAAGUGCUCUCAUUAGGAAGGGUUACAAGGAGCUGUCGCAGCGCUUUGCGAGUGUGCGUCAAGUGCGGGGGGACAACUACUGCGCCCUGCGUGCCACCUUGUUUCAGAUGCUCUCUCAGACUUCUCAGGUGCCCGUGUGGCUUCAGGAGGAGGAUGAUGAUGAUGAUGAGGACGACGAUGACGUGGCCGCGGAUCUGUCGGAGAUGAUGGGUCAGUGGACGUUUCCAGGCGAGGAGGAAGCGCAGCCGGAUGCCACCGUGCGGCUUCAAAGCUCCUUGGAGAUCCUCCGAAACAAGUGGCACGCGGCGGCGCGCUGCCCGUCGGCCGCCGAGCGCCUGCGGCUGUGUGACGCCGCCUUUCGAGGAGGUGAGGAGGAGGCGGCCAUGCUGGAGGCGCUCAAACUGCUGAUGCUGCGCCGCGCCGUCCGGCUGCACGCCGGCAUGCGCGGCGGCCGCGACGUGCCGCUCUUCUGCUGGCUGCUGUUUGCGCGCGACUCAUCCGACUGCCCGCGCGCCUUCCUCGCCAACCACCUGAGCCGCGUGGGCGUCAGUGCCGGACUGGAGCAGGUGGAGAUGUGCCUGCUGGGCGACGCCUUGCACUGCACCCUGCAAGUGUACCGCCUGUACAUGGCCGACACCGAGGAAUUUGUGGCCUACUACCCCGCCGAGCACAAGGACCAAUGGCCCCACAUCAGUCUCAUCACCGAGGACGACCGGCACUACAACGUGCCCGUUGCCAACCUGGACCAAGAGGACAAUAGGGAAACGAAAGACGAGGAAGUGACGGCGGCAGCGGUCAGCUGAGAAGUUCUCAUGCCACGCAAACCCCCCCAAAAACCUCAGGUCCGUCUCCAUUUUUUUUUCUCCUCCUUACCUACACUGGAAGCGUCGGUCUCUUUAGGGUGACCUCAUUAAUUUAUUCUUUUCGUUUGGACUGCUGUCAAAGAAGAAAAUCAGGUGUCCGCGUCGCAUGAGCGCAGGAGUUUUCAUUUGUGGUUUUGUUUUGUAUUGCGCAUUUAACGCGUUGCCUUUUGCAAAGCCAGAGAGGAGGAGCACAAGCCACAAGCCAUCAAAGGCCCCCCCGUGCUCCUCCCUGUUGCCUUACAACGAAAAUGCACAAGAGUGAAUGAACGUGGCCUCUCGCUCAUCAAUAAAACGAAAGCACAAGAAUCAUUUGGCUUCCACUCGCCACUUCCUUCACAAGUGGACCGACUGAGGUGAAAACAAGUCUUACAGUAUUUGCUAUAUUUACGGAUUUGCUCAUGGGAGUGGCAAAACAUGAAGUACACUUACUUCAAAAAAAAAAAAAAAAAGCUCAGAAUAUUGCUCAGCUCGACCUGUCGACAACACUAACAAUUGUGUACAUUUGAAACGGCAGUACUAACAUGAUCACGGCUUGUCAGCAAAUGGCGAGAACUCGCCUUUAAACCUCCAUCUGAAAACAUGAGACGAUGAUAAUAAUAAUAAUAAUAAUAAAGCAAUGUAUUUGCCAAAUAAGAAUGUCUGUACAGUAUAUACAGCACAUGAAGAUGAUGAUGAUGAUGAUUGGCCAAACAUAAGCAGGUCUUGGAAGUGAAUGCGUGAUGAUGAAGAAGGAGAGGGAUUCCCGACCCCUCGGUUCUGUCCAAUAUCCACUGUAGAAAACGAUGGUCUGUACAGCACUUUUGUUGUCAAAACACAAUUGCACAACCCAGCAAAAAGUCCCACGACUUGUGCGGAUUUCAAAUGAAUUGAAGCACGUUGCCUUUGUCCCCUCAUUUGUCAUUCCUUUGUUUACCGGUAAACACCAAGGAAGCCAUGACGCUAUGUACACUCGUUGGAUCGACGCUCCGAUGGCUUUGUUUACAGUGCGUGUCGUCACGGAGAUGGGGAGGGCGCCGUUGGGAGAAUUCUUCCUUUCUCCCUCGUCUUCCCCCCUCCCCGCAGGAAGAAAAAUAAAAACAAACAAAAAUAAA
This is a messenger RNA of Hippocampus zosterae (dwarf seahorse), 3573 nucleotides long. RefSeq lists its product as uncharacterized. Gene Ontology annotation, cellular component: cytoplasm. Bases 344 to 2422 code for a protein of 692 amino acids. Gene Ontology annotation, biological process: protein linear deubiquitination. The record is from RefSeq and is a predicted model, not a curated record. The transcript has 11 exons. Gene Ontology annotation, molecular function: cysteine-type deubiquitinase activity. Lineage: Eukaryota; Metazoa; Chordata; Actinopteri; Syngnathiformes; Syngnathidae.